Molecule: messenger RNA, 4243 nt
Organism: Drosophila virilis
Lineage: Eukaryota; Metazoa; Arthropoda; Insecta; Diptera; Drosophilidae
Source: RefSeq, a predicted model, not a curated record
CAAGCCACAGUCGCCGCUAAACUUCAGACGCGUUCGCUUCGUUUGUUUUCUUUGCGGUUGUUGUUGUUGCGUUUUGUUGUUAAUGUUAAUUCGCUUGUGUUAGCUUUUUAUUUGGAUUGGUUCGAAUAACCGCAUUGGCAAUAAAUUUUGGUCAAUUUAUCGAGCAUGAAAUUGACAGCGUGAGACGGCAAAGUUCCUUCUCGGUCAACAUGUUUCGUCUCAACCAGAGUUUGUUUCUAAGUGUGGCAUUAAAAAGCAUUUAAAGCCAAAGGGUCAAACCGGUUUAGUCAGCGCAAGUUGCCACUCGAGCCGCUCAGCAAUGGACGCCGCCUUCAGUCAGCCAACUUCGGGCUCAGUCUCGGCAUCCCUGCAACGUGUGGCCUCGCAGUCGAGCCUUGUCCAGGCAGCAGCGCCCCAUCACUAUCAUUAUAUACAAUAUCCGGCGCAUUAUCUGCAGCAACAGGCAAUUGGCCUGGCAUCGGUGGCGGAUGCUGUGCAGCAAUGUCAGUGCCCCUGCUCCUGCGGACGCGCAAGUGGAACCCAGCAGCAGCAGAAUGCAUCCAUGGCUGUGGCCGUGCUGGUGCAUCAGCAGACCUCGACGACAGCUCAGCAGACGGCGCUGAAGACACAAUCGGCGCAGUCGCUGCUAAAUCAUUCGUACCAAGCUCUGCCCAACGAGGAGCAGCAGCAACGAGCACAGCAAAAUUUACCAUUCGACCCGGCCAGAUGCGACUGCGAUCUGGAGUGCAGAUGCGCCGCCAACAGCAGCUCCUUAUCCCAACAGCAGCAGCAGCACAAACGCAGCCUGAUCGCGGAUGCCAUGCUGGGUGCGGACGAGAUUACGGUCAGCGAGUCCGACAAUAACAGCACCAUGAUCAAAAAGAAGAAGCCCCGAGCCUGUGUGGCCAACGCAACGGACCAGCUGCCCUCCAAAACGGACAGUUGCAAUGAUAUCUACCACGACACGGAACUCGAGGCGGCUGCGGCUGUUACGUCUGCCUCGGGCAGAGCUGGCGGCGCUAAGUCGCAGGGCUUGGAUGACAAUCGUCCACCUUUACCGCCACGCCCUCCGCCCAGGCCACGCAGCAACGGGAACAGCUCUAUAGCUCAUCGCCAUGGUGCUGGGAUCAAGAAGUAUGUGGUGUGGUGCCUCAUCUGCGGCGGAUUUAGCUGCCUGCUGGGCGUGCUCUUCUUGGGCGUAUACUUUCUGCUCCAUUCCUAUACUAUAACCGUGGGCAACUUUGAAACGGUGCCCACCUUUGUGCCCGCCACGCUGCUAAUCCUCACGGGCGUUUGCAUUAUGAGCCUGGCGCGUCGUCGCAAUCGAUAUAGCUAUCUCAUCAAGCUGUCAGGAGCCUGUGGCCUUGUCUCCGCCUUAACCUGCGCCCUGGUGACCGUGACCACCACCGUCCUCCACAUGAGCCGGCUGCAGGCGUUGCGUGAAUGCGAAUAUGCGCAGAAGACGCGUACCUGCACCUGCUACUCGGAUCUCAUUGAAUCACACGUGGAUCGCGUUGACAAAGGUAAAGAAGGCGUGCGUCUGGUCUUCGACUCGCUCUCGGACUGCGGCGUCGUCCACGGCUCCCUUUACUCCUGCCUGCGCGCGAUUUUCGGCCUGUCCGUGGCCGGCGUGCUCAUCGCCGUGUUCAGCUGCAUGCUGGUCUAUCAGCUGCUCAGCCACGAGCGCAAGAAGAUGUACUGGGAGCAGCUGGAGCUGCGCUGCCGAUCCCUAUAUGCCAGCCAGGCGCCACCGCCACAUGGACUCGCGCCGGGUCGCAUGCUCAAUUGUCGUUGUUGUGAGCAGUGCCACGCCCAUCGCCAGCUUACGUUGCCGCUGCAGGCAACAGCCUAUCCGUGGGAUGAGGCGAGUGCCGCAGCAGCAGCGGCAGCCGUCGCCGCCAGCGGAGGAGCUGGCGCCGAGCAACGUUUCUGGGCGGCACAACCGCCGGGCAAUUUCUACUCACCCAAUCCGGGCGGCGAGGAGACGGUCAGCGGCUGUCGCAAUGGACGUGAUCGCGCCAAUCGCAGCAGCAGCAGCGGCUGGAGUUGGCCGAGAAUGCCAUGGCAACGCACCACGCCGGACGCAACACGACGAUUUCGACAAGCUGCCGCCAGCCCGGACUCCCAGUACGGCUUCAGCUCGGCGACGGCCGUCGCCGUUGCCGAUGGCAAUCAGAUGCUUAUCGAGGAGCCUGUCGUGGUUGGCGGCAACUAUAACGCGCUGUCGCCUCCCAAUGCACUGCCUUACGGCGUUUGGGGUCCACCGCCGCCGUACAGCGAUCCCAACAGUCCAGCACGACGUGGCUACUAUCAAUAUUUGCAGGCGGGCACCUGCCUGCCGGGCAAUCCCACCGUGACGGCACUGAUGCCACAGCAGCAGCAGGAGCAGCCCCAGCAGCUGGUGCCACAGUCACGUGCCUGUGGCCAGCAUCAGGGUCAGUCCGCGACGCUGGAACGCAUGGAUGGUCUGAGCGGAGCCACUGCAUCGGUGGGCAAUGUACGCAGCGCCGCCUACAAAGCGAAGACGACCGUGGGCAAUGGUGAAUAUGAGAAUACGCACUCGGACAGCGACGGAUGCAAUGGCUGGGAACGUGAUCGGUGCUCCAACACGCUGCCCACACGCAAGCUGAAGAAGCGCAUCGAGGCGGGCGCCAAGAGCAUCGGUCCACAGAACAACGCCAGCCAGCAGAGACCCAAUGUACAGCAGGUGUUCGCCUGUGAGGUGGCCGCCAAGCAACAAGCCGAGCAGCAAGCGCAGCCACAAGCGGGCAUCGGGGUGGAGAACAGUGGCUACCAGGAUUCGAACGGGGCCAUUGCAAAGGGUCAAGCGGCGCCGCCGUCGGCGCCAACAGCUGCUGCGGGUGAGAUGCUGGAGGGUGCUGAGUCGGAGGUGUACUUUGCGGAUGUGAGCAGCUGCUGCAACAUGUCCCUAAAGAACGACAACUACUACGACAAUGCCCAGCGGCAUCAAGUGCAUCAUCAGCAUCAGCACAGCAACUGCAGCCACAGCAGCAGUAACCAGAGCACUAACAACAACAACAAUGAGGAUUAUCUUGCGCAACGUUUUGCUAGACGGGAGCAUUCGGUGCGCAGUCGCCUACCCAUUCCGCAAACACGCCUGGAGGAUGAUUACGAAAGCUCCAACCUGAACAUGCCGACAUUGAAGAGCGCCGCUUUGGAUCAGCAGCAGCAACAGCUGCAGAAGGACAUCUCGCGGCAGAGCAUGUGCUCGGUGGACUCGGAGGCGAAGACUGAGUUCACAGACUUGUCGCCAUCGACGCCAGGUGAGGGGCAGCUGCCGCUGCCACCGCCGCCCGCCAACUUUGCCAGCGAUCCGCCAGUUUCACAGACAUCGGCUGCCAACUUUGUGGCCUCGUUUCCAUACUCGUCGGAGUCACAGUGCCUGGAGGCGCAUCGCCGCUCCACCAAGAACAUACACGAGCUGUUGCUGACGACAGGAAAUGGAACUGGCUCCACGGCCGUCGAUGCCCAGGCCCAUUACGAGAUCAUCAACGAUCGCUACCAGCUGCAGCGCUCUGUUGCAGCCAAGUCCAAGUCGAAGAGCCGCUCCCGAGAACAUUUGGAUAUCUAUGAAGGCGGCGGUUGUCCGGCGGAGCGUUCCUCCGACUGGUCCGAUGGCAGCGGCUGCGGUGCUGUGCGCACCGGCAGCAAACGUUUGUGAGACGAAAUCGAACUAUUCGUCUAGGUUUCAUCAACAAAACAAAAACAACCAAACACACACACGCUAUCUUGCAAUCAGUUCUGGUAUAGUCUUCCUUAUGAUUUGUGAACAGAUCUUUGCAUCUGGAAUGUUUGCCAUCCAAAAAGUACUAAUAGUGUUGCCAAGCUAGCUCUAUUGCAGAAAUAGUUGGCAACACUAACAACAACGGUACUACUUAAACACUCUCUCUUUCUCUCUUAUUAACCGCAUUUGCCCGCAUUUCACGCUAAGGUCCUUGCGGCCAUAAACUUUGCUUUAACUAUUUUAUGUCAUCUAUUUUACGUAGCAUAAAUAAGUUCUUAUAUAUAAAUAAUAUUGUAGUAUUGUAUUGAAUGUUGAAAUUGUAGUGGUAAUCUAUGAAAAUAUUAAACCAAUUAUGUUACACUUACUUGCCUAUUAAUAUAGUUGCAAACAUACACACCACACACACGAACAAAUAUAAACGCAUAUUCAUAGACACUUAUAUAGUUAGUUAAACGUUAGAUUGCGAGUUAAAUUCAUUAAAACCGAAAACACAAUUAA